AUGAAUGAAUUACUAGAAAAAAUUUAUGAACAUUGGAAACUACAUGAUGGGCCUUCUGAGAUCGAAACUCCAUUAUUGACUCGUUAUUUAAAUGAUCUUUCUCAAACAUAUAAAAUUGAUUUUCAAAAAAAUACACAAACAAGUACGAAAACAUCUUGUCAACGAGCGAUCGAUCGUCGGCUAGUAAGAGAAUUACCAAAUAAUCGAAAUUGGUUUUAUUGCAAUGAAUAUGACACUUGGGCACGUUAUGAACAAAUGGUAGAAAAUAAGAUUGAGCAAGCAUUUCAAUUAUAUCGAUCUGGUCGAGGAUCAUCAACUUUUGACAUUCAGCUUUCUGGACGUCCUGAAACCUAUCAAAUAAAUUUCUUAAAAGGAAAACAAACAAGCAAACCUACUUAUGAGAUAAAAAACAUUAAACGUGAAUAA
This is a messenger RNA of Rotaria socialis, 426 nucleotides long. The record is from the annotation of a GenBank genome assembly. NCBI's taxonomy places the organism in Eukaryota, Metazoa, Rotifera, Eurotatoria, Philodinida, Philodinidae.